Messenger RNA from Prorocentrum cordatum, 679 nucleotides. NCBI's taxonomy places the organism in Eukaryota, Dinophyceae, Prorocentrales, Prorocentraceae. The record is from the annotation of a GenBank genome assembly.
GGCUGCCCGACGACGCCGGCGGCGCCCAGCACCAUGCCGAUGCCAGUGGUAACGACGGCGAGGAGCACCACAUCUCCGUGCCCGAUUCGCGGUGGCGGACUGCAACGCCGGCUACAACGACUUGGACCCGCUGCAGUGGGUCCGCGGCUGGUCCGGCGAGAAGAAGCUGUAUUGCUGCAAGACGGCGAACAGGGGUUGCCCUUCGGAGUUGCCCCCGCCCUCGGGCCUGCCGCCGUCCAACGCGCCCCCCGAGCCGGACAAGAGCGACUACGACUGCGACGCGGGCUACCACCACUGCAUGCACUGCCUGGUGCUGUCGUGGUCUCCGGCCAAGAUCGACUACUGCUGCAAGACCCAGCACAAGGGUUGCAGGGGCGAGGAGCCGGAGUGAGGAGCCCUUCCCCGCCCUCCUCCGCCCAUGUUGGCACGGCGCGAUCUGGUCGUCGUUGCAGUUUUUUUGUCGCGAGCAGUCUCUCGCUCGCGCAUGUUUGUCGUUCUGGAGGUCCCGGAGGCGCGGGUGGCUCCACAGGGGAGGGCCAGGACCUUCUGUUCGACUCGUGGCCCGCCGCCGCGGCGGGCGGCAAAGGUACGCCCGCCGCGGCCUCACGGGGCAGAGCAGGCGCUGCCCGGCCCGGUCCAUGGUCAAGCCUGCCGGGCGGGCGGCACAGUCAGGGGCAAC